Molecule: messenger RNA, 1521 nt
Organism: Tripterygium wilfordii
Lineage: Eukaryota; Viridiplantae; Streptophyta; Magnoliopsida; Celastrales; Celastraceae
Product: cinnamoyl-CoA reductase 1-like
Exons: 6
Coding region: 277-1248 (323 amino acids)
Molecular function (GO): oxidoreductase activity, acting on the CH-OH group of donors, NAD or NADP as acceptor
Source: RefSeq, a predicted model, not a curated record
UUCACCAAGCAAAGGAAAGGGAGGAGAUGUACAAAGAUGAUAACUUUUUUUAAUGGGCAGGUUUUCAGAAUCCCUAUCCAAGUCACGUGGACGGUCGGGAUUUUCAUUACAGAAAUUAUUGUAGAUGCCUGUGCCAUCACUACUCUGCCAGGGAGCCGGGGCCAUUUUUUUUUGACCAAAAAAGGAGGAGGUUCUAGAGACUAUAAUAAAAGCCGCAGUCUUGUAGUUGUUGAUAGUUGAUUGAUAUCAGAGUGCAAGUAACAGAGAGACUUCGAAAUGGCGUUGGAGAAGGGGAGAAUUUGUGUAACGGGUUCUUCAGGUUUCCUUGGUUCGUGGGUCGUCAAGCUUCUUCUGUCUAAGGACUUCAAAGUUCAUGGAACUGUUAGAGACCCAUUGGUGGAUGAGAGUUAUGAUCAUUUGGAGAAGUUUGACAAGGCAUCGGAGAACCUGAAACUCUUCAAGGCUGAUCUACUAGAUUACAACUCGCUUUACUCUGCAAUUGAAGGAUGCGAAGGAGUCAUCCAUAUUGCUACCAAUGUUCCUUCCUCCACUACAGCAAACCCUGAGGUAGAAGUUCGUGCGCCUGCUGUGAAGGGCACGCUGAAUGUACUGAAAGCGUGCUUUGAAGCCAAGGUCAAGCGCGCUGUUGUUGUGUCCUCAGAUGCUGCUGUGUCACAGAAUCCUAGAUGGCCGAAGGAUAAACCGAAGGACGAGACUUGUUGGUCUGAUAUAGAGUAUUGCAGAACCAACAAUAACUGGUAUUUUCUCUCAAAAACAGAAGCUGAACGGGAAGCUCUGGAGUAUGGAAAAAAAACUGGGCUUGAUGUUGUUACAGUUUGUCCUACCCUCAUUUUAGGGCCACUUUUUCAGCCCAGAGUGAAUGCAAGUAGCAGGAUGCUGCUCAAGCUUCUGAAAGAAGGUUUUGAGACAACACCGAAUAAGCUCUGGAAUAUUGUAGACGCAAGAGAUUUGGCUGAAGCACUACUACUGCUAUAUGAGAAACCUGAGGCUGAAGGCCGAUACAUAUGCGGAGCACAUGCCAUCAUGAAACGGGAUCUGGUUGAGAAACUGAAGAGUAUUUAUCCGAACUACAACUACCCAAAAAGUUACACUAGCACCGAUGAGGAUGAUCAAGAGCUGCCGCCAACUUCCGCGAAGUUGCAGAGGUUGGGCUGGACUUUCCGGCCAUUGGAGGAAACCCUCAUUGGUUCUGUGGAAAGCUACCAAAAAGUUGGAAUCUUGGACUAAAAAAGUUGACAUCUUUUAUGUUUUCCUUGGAUUCUCGUCGUGUUAAAAUAUGGGCCAAACAGGAGACCUGUAUUCAGUCAUGUCGUCGUUCUCGCCUCUUGGUAUUGCUAUGAUUUUGGCGGAGGUCAUUUUAGCCUAGAAUGUGGUUGGUCUUGCUCUUUCAAUCGUUUGUAUGAACUUCGUGUCUUGUGGUGUACGUAAAUUGCAGGAAUUGGUUGAUUCUGCUACUUGGUACAUUCUUCUUUUAUUGGUUUAGUGCUUCUGUUUCUCUGA